AUGACUUAUAUCCAUCAUACCUUCUUUCUGGCUUUUAUGCUUGUCGCAUCCCUGUUGGUCCCUAAUAGUUUUGCUACCAGCAGCGAGGGUGACUAUGGGGCCUUGACAAGGGUAACAUGUGAAGCUGUUGAUGAACAUGGGUUUGAAACGACACCGUUUUCUUUCUUAAGUGUGGAAACUGACUCGAAGGGCUAUUUCCUUGCAACGUUGAACCCACGGGAGGUCGCAGAAAAACAUGUGUUGAAGGAGUGUAGGGCUUUCCUUGAUGCCUCUCCUCUGAACAAUUGCACUUAUGCAACAGACGUUAACAAAGGGACCAGUGGUGCUUUGCUCCACUCUCCUCGAUUCCUCCAUGACAAGAAGAUGAAAUUAUACACUGUUGGGCCUUUUCUAUUCACUUCAUCACCAACACCAAUCUCUGAUGGAUAUUGA
Messenger RNA from Sphenostylis stenocarpa, 432 nucleotides. The record is from the annotation of a GenBank genome assembly. Lineage: Eukaryota; Viridiplantae; Streptophyta; Magnoliopsida; Fabales; Fabaceae.